Molecule: messenger RNA, 4134 nt
Organism: Solanum tuberosum (potato)
Lineage: Eukaryota; Viridiplantae; Streptophyta; Magnoliopsida; Solanales; Solanaceae
Product: zinc finger CCCH domain-containing protein 55
Exons: 5
Coding region: 1194-3755 (853 amino acids)
Molecular function (GO): metal ion binding
Source: RefSeq, a predicted model, not a curated record
AGACCCAGUAGUUCGUGUGUGUAGAGAGGCUGCGAAGACUUAAUAGGCCCUAGAGAGACUUCUUCAAAUAAUCUUUUUCUUCGACAAUUCCCUCACAUGCUCUCUUUCACUCUCCACCCUUGAGGUAUUUUUUUUAUAGAAGAUUUCAGAACAAGGAAAAAGAGCUCCAUUUUCUCGAUCUUCAUCUUUGUUGUCAAAGUGCUAGGUGAUGGAAGAGCUCAACAAGGUGAUAGAAUCAUUCUACAAGCAAAAAACAUCACUUAUCGAUAAUAACAGCCCAAAUGAGAAGCACGAGAGAUGAUCUUUUCUCAAUUACGUCUUUCUAUAACGUAUUACUUGAAAGAGAACGGAGAUUUCCCUUACACUUCAAUUGUGUUACCAGAACUUCAAGGAAUUCACCUUUCUUCACUUGAAAAAUUACAUGGAAAGCCAUCUACGCAGCAGAAUUUGAGGAGUACGAUUUAUAAAAGUUGGCGUUUCAUAUGUAGGACUGCAGGUAGAGAGUGUUAAUAAUUGUUGCUACAUGGUUCGAGGCAAACAUGUUAUGGUGCAUAGUGUGGAAGGUGUUUGAAAUUGAAUUGGUGACAUCAAGAAUAGUUAGAGAGAUACUACUAGGGUGGAUAUUUAGAAGGAAGAGGCUGAGAAUGAGAUUGUUGAAAUUAGCUCCUUUGUUUCAUGUGGAUGAUAUAAACAAGAACAAACAGAAGAGCAUUUGAAGGAGUUGAAAGACCCUUGUAAAUAGUUUUAGGUGGGUAUUUAUUGGUGCAUCGGCAAGUUCAGUUCCCUCAUGGAAUUUGAUGGAAGACUUCCAAUAUAGUUUGUGUCUUAAAAGGUUCACUGAUAUUAUUGUUAAUCAUCCUUAAUUAGGCGAGGCUUAAGUGAUAUUAUCAGAUGUUUGCGCUUCACUGAUGCACAUUUGGAUGGUUAAAUUGGUUCUGCUUCUUUCGACGUGAUGCCAUGGUUGUUCACCAUCAGAAGUAGCAGUAGCAGACUAGCUGUAGCAUGCUGUAUAAAGUCAAAGCUAGUAGAAGUUGGAGACUUGGGAUAACAAAAGAGGUAGGAGAGAAGAAUAGGAGUAUAAGAAGAAGGGGCCAUUAUUCAACACUAGAGAAUUGGUCAAAAGAAAUUUGGGUCUUCAAAUAUGCUUCAUGAAAGAACUUAAAUAUUGCUGAUAUUUGCUAUCAAGGGCCACUAUGGGUGAAAAUGCAAAAAGGCGAAAGUCUUUGUGGGAUGCUGAAGAAGAGAGUCCAAAUAGUCCGAAAUAUGAGGAAUGGGGACCUCCAAAAGCCGACAAUUCAUGGCAGUCCAAAAGUAGAUCUGGUUGGUCGUCUGGGGACAAUGUUACGGGACCUGAAGAUUCGAGGAAGGAAAACUAUCAUUACAAGAGCAUGUCUCCAGCUUUUGAAAGGCGGGGAAGGCGAAGCAAUAGCCACUCUCCAGAUAAUGGUCGGGCCCAGUCUCGCAGAUACCCCGGUAGAGCCAGGAGCAGGAGCCGGAGCAGGAGCCGGGGAAGGGGAGAAGGUAGGAGCAGGAGUCGCAGCAGGGGACGGGACAGGUUUAGGACCAGGAGCAGAAGCAGGAGCAGGAGCAGGAGCAGGAGCCGGGACAGGGGUAGUAUGAGAGUUCAGAAUAGGAGUCGUAGUCCUCCUCACAGUUCUAAACGUGAUCCAUAUGCAUCAGGUGAUAGAAGAACUGGCCUUCAUAUAUCUUCCCAGGUAUGCAGAAAUUUUGCAGCGGGGAAUUGUAGGAGAGGCAGUGAUUGCAGGUUCGUUCAUCCAGAUGCUGCCAGUCAUAGGGAUGGAGGUCAUUCAGAGGACAACUUAUCAGAAAGAUUGGGCAGUCGACCUGAGCGUGGGCAUGUCUCAAGGUAUAAUGAUAGUGAAGGUCCUGGGUACCAAUCAAGGGACAGGCUUCCUGACAUGCAUCAUUUGGAGGAUGAGCUGCACAGAAACCGGAGUAGAGGUACAAUUACUUGCAGGAAUUUUGUGAAAGGCAACUGUCGCUGGGGUGCAUCAUGCAGAUUUUCUCAUGAUGGGGCCUCAGGUGAUACCUAUGACAAAGGCACUCGGAGUACAUCCUUUGAUCAUGGUCAGGACAAUCAAGCAACCAGAACCGGAAAAUCACUUUGUGAGUACUUUGCAGCGGGGAAGUGCUAUAAGGAUAAUUGCAAAUUCUCUCAUGAUGCCACAUCAAGAAAUCAUGAAAUUAGGCCCUCAGAUGACAUUGGUGGCCAUAGGUUUGAUGACAAGAAUAACUGGUUAGAUGGUCCAAAGUGGGAUAAUGAAGCAAGGCCCUCGGACCUUGUAAAGGCUAGUGGGUGGGAUGAAAGUGUUGUGAGAAAAGAUACUGCUGUCACAGUUCUUACGGAUAGGACCACUGAAAGACCUGGUCAUAAUUUCGAAAAUGAGAACAGAGCCUGGGGAACAGAACCACAAUUUAUGAAUUCUGACACAGAGAGAGGUGUUUCCCCUCACAGGGGCAGUGCUGGUCAUGUUAAUGCUUUGAACAUUUCAGAAUCUUCUGUUACACAAAACUUUGCAAAUGCUCAAGAUAUUCAUUUCACUUCCCAAGCUUCUAAUCUAAAUAUGGAGAGAGCUUCAGCACAUGUCCUUGGACAUAAUUCAAAUCAAGGAGCUCCAGGCAUCAUUCUAUCUGCCACUGCCACUCAGCCUUAUGGAUCUGCUGGAUCUUUUGUACAGCCACACGGACUGACAGAAGAUAGCAUUGCCAGAACACUUGGCUCUAAUGCAGUAAAUGAAUUUAUGAAUCCUAGAGAUAGUGUUCAUCACGUCCGUUUGCCUGGGCAGAGCUUCAGUGGAACAGGUUUUGGUAUGAGCUCUGAACAUUCUGCAGUUCUGAAUGGAACACACCAAGAACAGAAUGUGUUCUUACCUAUCCCAUCAGCUGGCCACAAUAAGAGAGAAGAACCUGGCACACCAGAGAUGCUGGAGUUCAAAGUCCCACAAAAUCUUUCCGGUACUGUUACUGGUGAGCAAGUACAUCAAAUGGAAACCUCUCCAGCAUCUAUGAUAAAGAAAUUUGAGGAAGGACUGAGGGAAGCCCAACUACAAAGUGUCUUAAAUCCCUCUGGUCCUUCUGGAAUGCUACCUUCAAAUCCCAUUUCUUCACUUGUUCAUGCUCUAUAUGGUCAGACCAAUCCUGAGAUGAGGGUUCCAGAUAACUACCACCCCCCAGAUGGCUUAGAGCUGAAUACAUCUGGCAACUUUAAGUUGCCCCCUGACAAUUCGUUCUAUUUGGAUAGAGAUAGUAAUAAGGUUCAUAUGGACCAAAUGAAUCAAACUUCUACUGUUGAUCCUGAACUUGGAAAUAAUGAUCAAAUUGAUGAAGUGAAGCAGCAGGAGAAUAAAUUAGUUGAAGUGGAUGGAAAGGAUAAACUAGCUCCCGAGGAGUCCAAGGAUGUGCAAGAAAAUGAUCAUCCAGGAGCUAUGGAUCUGCAUGGAAAGGUUGAAGAGGGAAGCGGUAACAAAGAUGAAAAGGUGAUGCGAUUAUUCAAAAACGCUCUAAUAGAGUUUGUUAAAGAGAUCCUAAAACCCAUAUGGAAAGAAGGUAAGAUGAGCAGAGAAGUUCAUAAAACAGUUGUUAAGAAGGUGGUUGAUAAGGUGACCGGUGCAAUUCAAGGAGAACAAGUCCCUAAGACGCAAGAGAAGAUAGAGCAAUAUCUGUCCUAUUCAAAGCCUAAAAUUACCAAACUUGUACAGGCAUAUGUGGAGCGACUUCUGAAGAAUGAAGCUUGAGAUGCCGUACUCCCCUUCUCUUCUGGACAAAUCAAAUUCAAUAAGGACUUGAUUUUCCAACAUGUACUAGAAGGUUUAGCUAUGUUAGAUAUCUUUGUUUGCUGAAAUCACAUAUCCUCAUAGUUUUCACUAGUGUGAUAGAUUUGGUUUAGCAAGCCGUUAUAUGUUAUUCCGACCAUUUAUUUUCUGAUUUACCCAUGUUUGAGCAUUAUAUGUAAUUGGCCUUCCCUUCUUACAGAUUCAAUCACAUGGUAGUUUCCUUUCUUAGUUGUGCUGAUUUCUCAGUCUACCUGCUUAUUAGCUUGUCCGUUUUCUUGUUGAGUCGAUUGUAGUUCUAACUUCUUUAUGAUUUUAUUAAUGAGUACCUUUGUUUGUCUGA